Messenger RNA from Arabis nemorensis, 825 nucleotides. The record is from the annotation of a GenBank genome assembly. Lineage: Eukaryota; Viridiplantae; Streptophyta; Magnoliopsida; Brassicales; Brassicaceae.
AUGGCGAUCAUUGGAGACGCAUUGCGUCAGGCGUUUAUGCCGAAACAAGAGUACGAGAGUCUCAGGGAAGAAGAUAGAGCUUGGAUUAAGCUUCAGAGGCUGAUAGUAACGUCGAUCGUGGCUUUACUUUGCUUCGUCAUCUUCACUUGUACGAUCGUCAGCUUGAAAAUCGUCUUUCCUUGGAAUGUUCUAAAGAGACCAUUUUGUAGCGAUGUAAAGCUACAGCCUUUGCCUAUCUAUGGCAAAGCUCGUGAUUCCGAUUUGUUUCCCGGUGCUUUUUACUUGACGGAUCAAGAAACUGUGGAUUUCUACUGGAUGGUUGUUUUUGUUCCUUCGACCAUAAUCUUUCUUGUGUCCUCUGUUUAUCUUGUAGCAGGAAUUUUUGUGGCUUAUUCCGCUCCUCACCGUCAUGGGUUUUUAAAAGUCGUUGAAAAUAGCUACUGUGCUUCAAGAAGAGGUGGGGUGCGUUGCCUGUCAAUUCUGAAUGUCGUGUUUGCUAUCAUCUAUGGUCUCCUCGCUAUAUUUCUCGGCUCAAGCCUCCUGACGCUAGGAAGCAGCUGUUCUGUGCCAUUGUUUUGGUGCUAUGAAAUUUCUUCAUGGGGUUUGGUAAUCUUGUAUGCGGGAACUGCUUUCUCCCUUAGAAGAAGAACAGCUUUAACUAUUGACGAAGGAGGAGAGUUUGGGAACAGAAGUCAUCAGGGCUUGGAAAUGCUUGAAGCCGAUCCUUUGGAAUUCACACCAGAUGUUGAAAGACGAGUGAACGAGGGGUUUAAAGGAUGGAUGGGUCAAUCUUCUGAUGAAGAAGACGAACGAGUUUUACAAUGA